AUGCAAGGCUAUCUACCACAGCAACAAUUCGCUGGUCUUCCAGCCCAAUGUCAACAGUGUUUCUUAACACCUGGUUUUUCUCAACAACAACAGCAACCUUCGCCUUACGGCGCCUACAAUCAAUACUUUAACAAUCCAUACCAGCAGCAACCCUUCUUUUAUCCUCAACAACAACCGCAAUUUUCCUAUUUUCCUCAACAACAGCAAUAUUCCUUCAUCCCUCAACAACAGCAAUAUCCCUUCGUCCCUCAACAACAACAAUAUCCAUUCUACGCUCAACAACAAGCGCAAUUCUAUCCGCAACAGCAGCCAUUGUUCAAUUGGCCUCAGAAUUUUGCAGGCCAAAGCGCAUAUGGUUAUCAACAAUAUUGGCCUCAACAACAGCAACGGGUUUUUGAAAAUCCCAAAACGCCUAUUCCAUCACCUGCUCGUCGAGAAAAAGAGAAGCCAAAGAAGUUCUAUGAACGGGUGUACUCAUAG
Adineta ricciae is the source of this 480-nucleotide messenger RNA. Lineage: Eukaryota; Metazoa; Rotifera; Eurotatoria; Adinetida; Adinetidae. The record is from the annotation of a GenBank genome assembly.